GAGGCGCAGUUCUGGAGAACAGCCCCUUCUGACAGAGAAGAGGAGGGGAUCUCCAUGUGUGUGGCGAGGAGUCCAGCUCAUCUCAUUUACCAGAUUAGACAAGAUCUCUUUGUCAUAAACGCUCACUCACACAAACCGCAGCCCUCUGAAAUAUUUACUAGCCUCAUGUGGGGAAAUCUCUGAGGAUUAUCCCCAAUAACCUGUUUAACUUAAUCCCUAUCUCACACGCAUGAAUAAUAAAUCCCCCCCACUCGUCUCCCUCUCGCUGGGAUGGACUGAGGAGUAACGCCUCCCUCACCUUGCUCUCCAUCCUCCUCCCUCCCUUCUCCUCUGUCUCACACUCUCUCCAUCUGCUUCAGGAGCCGCUGCACAUCCUUUCUUCUGUCCAAGUCCUCCCGGCCGAACAGGAAAAGUAGCAGUAGCAGGAGCACGGAUGGAGAAGUCCAGCAACAAUAACAGGAAGAGGACGAAGGCCCCGACCCGCCUGUGAGAGUGGACGUGGGGCCGAACAGCUGCGGAUCGCCACUUUGGACUUCUGGGUGGGAAAAGCACAUCAGGAGGAGGGAGACUGUCGGAUCUGGAGAGACUGAAGUUUCUGCUUUUUUGAAUCAAUCCUCUGGGAAUAUCCUCAACUUUUUGAUCGACUCUCUUCAGGAGAGAACGUCUUCAUCAUCUCUGAAGACAAGGAUUGAAAGAAGACAAACCAGCACCUGUUGCUGUCAUUUCUGCUCCCAAAACAAGACAACAAAAGUCAGGAGGAGCUCGGACGCUGGAUCCGGAGGUGUUUUCCAGACAUCUGAAACCAGGAUCCAGCCUAAUUUAAUACAUCUUUUGUGAUGAUGGAGUGUCUUCAGGUUUGGGCUGCAGGACUCAUGACCACUUUGGCCUUCUUCGUUAUAACUACUCAAGAAUCUGGACUUGCAGGGGCGAUGGCUCACAGAGUAGAUCACACUGAUGUGAUGAACCGAGAGCCACAUGUAGUACUGCUCAGACGGAAGAGAGAGUGGCAGUGGAACGCUCUGUAUGUGGAAGAAGAGAGACCAGCUCCUGAGGCCUACAAGAUUGGAAAGCUCAAGUCAAGUAAGAAGGAGCAAUCCAUGAAGUUUGAAAUCGAAGGCGAAGGAGCAAACAGCAUCUUCACGGUGGAUCGGGAUGGAAACCUGUAUGUCACCACAUCUCUGGACAGAGAGAAGAAGGCUUCGUACAACCUGACUGCUAGAAUGUAUGACGAAUACAACCGGCUGGUGGAGGAUGCUGGAGACUUUGUGAUUCAUGUGACUGACAUCAAUGACAACAAGCCUGUUUUUGCACAAACGUACAAUGGAUACAUCAUGGAGAGGUCUAAAAUAGGAACUUUUGUAACCAAGGUGACAGCAUCUGAUGCAGACGACCCCUCCUCUGCCAACGGAAUCGUCGGGUACUCUUUUGCCAAAGGGGGAGAUGUUUCUGCCUUCAGCAUUAGUGAAACCACAGGUGAGAUCAGCUGCAAGGUAAACACUCUGGACCGGGAGAGCAGGAGCCAGUAUGUCAUGGUGGUGAAAGCUCAGGACUUAAGAGGAGAGGAGGGCGGCCGCACGGCCACCACUUCAGUCACCAUCACCAUCACCGACGCCAACGAUAACAUGCCGUCUUUCAGCAAACUAAGAUAUGAAAUGAGGGUUCCGGAGAACCACAAGUUGAACGAGGUGAUCGACACUCUGGUGGUGACUGACAGAGAUGAGCUGAAGAACAAGAAGCCUAAAUUCAGGAUUCUGAAAGAAGAGUUCAACCAAGUAUUUGACAUCCAGCUUGAUUCCAACAAAAAUGGGAAUCUCAUGCUCAAACAGGCUUUAGACUACGAGAAAACAAGGAGCUACACGUUCACUGUCCAGGUGAAAGAAGAUCUAGAUUUUCCUGCAGACAAUCUGAACACGGCAGUCACCAGUGCACAGGUAACCGUGGAGGUGACGGACGUGGACGAGCCUCCUGUUUUCUCAGAGUCCGUCUACACCUUUGAGGUCCUGGAAGAACACAUCAGGGACAACAUCGGGAUAAUCAACGCCAGCGACCCUGACAGAGCCAACAAGAGCAUACGGUACAGCAUCGAAGAAGAGGGCUGUCCGAUCAGCAUACACCCAAUCAGCGGUCAACUGUCCACAGUGAGGAAGCUGGACCGAGAGCUGCAGGCGUCACACAUAUUCUUUGUUAAAGCGCAGGAGGAGCCAGACGGUUUGGAGUCAGUUGUAAAAGUUCACAUCACUGUACAGGACUACAAUGAUCACGAUCCGGAACUGGACGAUGUGGAUGCCUUUGUCUGCGAGAACGACAGCACCAAUACGGUAAUUGCGACAUUGAAAGCUAAAGACGAAGACGACCAACCAGCGACCUUCAAGUUCAGCUUAGCCAGGCCGAGCUCCAACUUCUCCAUCAAAGACUUGGGCAACAGCUCAGCCGUCGUCCUGGUGACGCAGGGACCCUUCAGUGCGGAUGACCCCAAAGAGUACAGCGUGGACGUGCGCAUCAGUGAUGGAGGACAGCCCGUCAAGACCAGCGUCACCAAGCUGGCCAUCAAGUCUUGCCGCUGUGAUGCUGGGAGGAUUUCCAAGUACUGUAAACCAGGAGCUCGCAGGAUGGGGGUCAGUUUUCAUGCUCUGAUAGCCAUCCUGCUCUGCAUCAUCACCAUCCUGGUCAUAGUGAUCCUGUUUGCGGUGAGGAAACGCUACCAGAAGGAUUCUCUGGCCAGCAUGAAGAACAGCGGAGAGAUUCACGAGCAGCUGGUUACGUACGACGAGGAAGGAGGAGGAGAGAUGGACACCAACGGCUACGAUGUCUCCAUCCUUUCGUCUGCCUGUCAGGAUGGCUCACUGCUGCGCCACUCGGACCACCACGCCCACCCCUCUCUGUACGCCAUGGUCCAGAAACCCCACCAUAACCCACAACCCCCUGCGUGUAAGGGCGACAUGGCAGCCAUGAUCGAGGUGAAGAAGGACGAAGCGGAUCACGACAGAGACGGAUUCCCGUACGACACGCUCCACAUCUACGGCUACGAGGGACCGGAGUCUUUAGCCGGAAGUCUUAGCUCUCUGGAAAGCUCUUCAUCCGGCUCAAACUUGGAUUAUGACUUCCUUAAUGACUGGGGUCCGAGGUUCAAGGCCUUGGCUGAGCUGUAUGGAGUAGACAGCGCCGACUACUACCACCAGUACUGACGGAGCACCAAAACAUGAUUGAAAAGAGCCAUAGAAACCCCUCACACUGUCCAACAUCAGGUGGGAAGUAUACACAGUCAUUUAUAUAUAUAUCCACAUUAAUGUUCUCUAGAGACCGCUUCAGCACUCACCUGUAACUAAGUGAAUCAUCACCAUGUUGUGACUCUGGUUUCUUCAAAUUCAUAAUCACAGAUGAACUUUAACAAUCAAAUCAAGGAUUUUCUUUGUUUACAAUGUUUUAAGAAGGAGAGAGGAACUUCAUAGGGAUGCACUCAGUUCUGCCAACAUCGCACAGGUUUUGCAGCAAGAAAACUUUCUUUGACCUUAUGAGAGGUCAAUCAGACGGCUGCUGGCCAGCGAUGUUGCCCCGAUAUCUGCAUUUAUGUCUUUACAGCACCAAACUGAAUUUUUUUGCGUCUUAUUUUGUCAGUAGAACCAGACACUAAUUUCAUUGGUAAAAUGAAGACAAUCAAGAGUUUGAGUUUUUGCUUAUGAUUGUUUGAAUAUUUCUGGAACUUGAAUCUUUUCCAUAAGGAGUCUUGUGAUGUGUUUGUUUUUCAUUGAGAAAUAUCCAGAUUUUGAGGUUUGGUGAAAGUCUGGGCAGCUUCAUGACCCAAAGCUCCAAAGGUUUUCAUGUAUUUUGUAUUUCUAAAACACUAAUGCGUAACACUACAAAGUAACACUACUAAUAAACAAUCUUAAGGUAGUUUAAGCUCAGGAACGCCAACAGAGACGUGUUGGGCAGUCAUCCAGUGAAAGGUUUUGUGAUGCUAGCAAACAGUUUAAUAUGAAUUCAAAGAAACGGAACAGGGACCUCUAUCGUUUUAUGCUGAAAACAGUCACUGAACAUGUGUGGUUUUGUCCGUUGGAGUCAUCUUCCGUCCUGACAGCAGAGCAAACAAUGGACGGGAGGAAAAGGCUCCUCUGCUGCUCCGACAGAAUUACGGUCAGGGUUUAUUUGACAGAAACUGUCACGAGCGUUUUGGCUGUGUUGAAAGCUGUGUCCUGAGAGGCCCAUUCAAACAAAAGUAAUUCACAAAAACCAGGAAGCUCCGAGUGGCUGCAGAGAGUCUGAUGAGGCUUGGAUAGGUUUAACCUCUCAUCCUCUCUGGCUUCUGUUGGGUCGAGAAUUUCUGAUCAGAAACCUGUCAAGUGAGAACUGAAAUUUACAUUUUUUAUCCUGUUUUCAUCUUAAAUCAAGAACCACCAGUGCUGCAAAUGUCAUGUCAGAGAGAAAAAUCAGUGUUAGAUAUCUCAACAAAUGAACCCCAGUUGGCAUUAGAGAACUGUCCUUAAAAACUAUUAUAAGUCAGACACUACUGGAUUACUUUUUGAAAUUCUUUAUAGAAAAAUGUAAUGUAUUAGGUUAGACUGUUUGCUUUACUGUCCUUUUUCCCAGUCUUUGAAAAUAUUCAGACUUAAUAGAUUUAGAACUACACAUCAUUUAUAGAUCACCUAUGCACUACUAACCUGAAAUGUGAAAAACUGUAAAGCUCAGGCUCAAUGGAUCCUGGGUGUUUUCUUCUAACCUCUUUCAGAAUUGGAGCCCCGAUGAAGAGCAGAGGCUCUAAAUUCACCAAACAAGGACUAUGUUUGAAUUCCCACCAUAAUCCUUAACUAAUAUAAAGCUAUAUAGUGCAGGACUAUCUAGUGCCCCGGAUUUUAAAAGCAAAUCGGACACCGUGCUCACUACUUUUAUUUUGCUUUGCUAAACGUCGGAUAUGGCGUCACCGAUUUCAGGAGCUGAAAAUCUAAUCAGUACGAACGUUUUAAGAUGUCUAUUACUCCACUGUUUUCUGAUGACGAUAAUGUGGAUAGUUUAUUUAAAAAAUUACAUUUAAACACUUUUUUCUUUUUUUCGCAAAAAUCGUUUAGCUGCAGUGCAUUGUGGUCUAUAUUCGUUAAAGUCCCCCUCUGAUGAAAAUCCU
Molecule: messenger RNA, 5113 nt
Organism: Oryzias melastigma (Indian medaka)
Lineage: Eukaryota; Metazoa; Chordata; Actinopteri; Beloniformes; Adrianichthyidae
Gene: cdh5
Product: cadherin 5
Exons: 15
Coding region: 837-3185 (782 amino acids)
Biological process (GO): regulation of establishment of cell polarity; homophilic cell-cell adhesion; calcium-dependent cell-cell adhesion
Cellular component (GO): plasma membrane; adherens junction; bicellular tight junction
Molecular function (GO): calcium ion binding; cadherin binding
Source: RefSeq, a predicted model, not a curated record